CUUAAAAGGCACAUUUCAGGGCAUGGAUCCAUUAGAUUACUACGCCCUUCUGAGGCUGGUCGAUGCACCAGGGAUUGUCCCUGGAAAUGGACCAGCAUGUCAAUAUGUACAGACGCCCAUCAAUUCUCAAGUCAAUGCAUCGACUCCCACAUGGACAUGUCCAGCUGGCCAAUUCUGCCUAUCCCCCAAACACUCGGCACCCUGUCCACCGGGGUUCUACUGUCCUGCAAACACGGCACAGCCAAUGUACUGCUGUCCAGGCUACUACUGCUCAUUAGAUACGACAACCAUCAGUAUCUGCCCUGAAAACCAUUACUGUCCCGCAGGAUCCGUCGGUGGAGGCACAUCUUGUUUGUGGUUGGCCUCUUGUCCGGCAGGUAGUUCCUCGGCCUCGAAGUUUGGUCUGAUCCUGUUUGUCCUCCUGUUCAUCGUCGGCAUUUGCAUCGUCUUCUAUAUCCACAAGCGCUUCGAGACAGUCAAGGCCCAUCAUCUGGAGAAACGCCUUCGCUGGAUCCACAAUCACAACGAAAACCACGACAAUCUCUUGGGUGCAGAUGAUGAGCAACAGGAUGGAGACGAGAGCAUAGACCAGGAGACCAAGUCGACAAAGACCUCGAGCAGCCCCGAUAUCAAUGUCACCAACCCCGACAUGUCGACUUCUGAACUGGUGACGAAAGAGUCUGUUGUCCAGAUCGGCGACGACGAGAGCGAUGCUACCAUGGUACCGUCAACCAAGAACCAUAAGAAGAAGACGAGCAAAGUCUCUCAGACAUUCGACAUUGAGUUUGAACACCUAGGUUUAACUCUCUCCAAUGGAACGUCUAUCCUCCAGAACGUGUCUGGUAUCUUGCGAAGUGGGAGGACGUGCGCCAUUAUGGGACCCUCAGGUUCGGGAAAGACAACGCUCAUCUCAAUGCUGACUUCCAAAAUCCCAAAGGACGAGGGCCGCAUCCUGAUCAACGGACAGGGGGAGGACUUGAGCUACUAUCGCAAACUGAUUGGAUUCGUCCCUCAAGAGGAUAUCAUGAUGCGCGAGUUGACGGUCCACGAUGUACUGUUGCACUCGGCUUACAUGCGUCUGCCCUCGGAUCUCAGAAGGACUCAGAUGACGGAGAAGGUGCUUGAGAUUGUCGACUUUCUGGGGCUGAACUCCGUCAUGGACUCAGUUGUGGGUGACGCAGAACGGAGAGGUAUCUCUGGUGGACAGCGCAAGCGCGUGAACAUUGGUAUGGAGCUGGUCACGGAUCCCAGUAUUCUUUUCUUGGAUGAGCCAACCUCAGGUCUUGACUCGAGUACCAGUGGCGAUGUCUGCAAGCUGCUCAAGUCGGUGGCUCGCCAUAAGGGCCUGACCGUUGCGGCUGUCAUUCAUUCCCCCAGCCCCAUUGCCUUUGACCAGUUUGAUGAUCUCCUAUUGCUCGGACAGAACGGUCGCGUUGUCUUUCACGGUCCUCGGACUGAAGCACCUGCUUACUUUACUGCUAUCGGCUUCCCUGUGCCUUCGAACUCGAGUCCCUCUGAUUUCUACAUGGAUGUCAUCUCGAAUAACGUCAAGUCCAAGAUCACAAAGAAAUUCAAGCCCUUCUACCUGUCCAGAUACUGGGAAUCGUACUGCAGACGUGCCCAAAGCUUUUACGCUGACCCCGGCACUGAAGUCGAAUACCGCUAUCCUUCGCCGCAUACAUCAAGGCCAGCAUCACCGCACCUCAAUCCAAGAGUCUCUGCUCUGUUGUCGUAUCCGAACUUGAACCAGUCUGCCAUCUCGAUCCAGCAAGGCAGCCAUGGUUUCCCAGAGUCGUUGGCGAUGACUAAUGUUAACAACAUGUCCUCGCUGGCACUGCCAUCUUCCGCAGUAAGCCCCACAGGGGUGAUGUCCUCAGCUUCAUCUGCUACUUUGCAUCCACCAACUCAGACUCAUCAGAAGCGCCUCAGCCAGCAUAAGUCUGUCACCAUGUCGCGGGAUUCGAUCCACCAAAAGUCCGCUGCCUCCUCACCCAGAGCAUCUAUGGCACUCAGCGACUUUACAUCGAUGUAUUCGACUCCUCCACCACCGGAGCAUCUGACCUAUUGGGAGACCCUCCAGAAAUCAGCUCGUAUCUUCUUGAUCGAGUCGCGCAUGUGGUGGAAGGGUGUCUUUGCCGAGACUGUCGAAACAGUGCAGGGAAUCCUCCUGAGACGCAAGGACCCCGUCCGUAACACUGCCAACCCGUUCAUGAUGUUCUGGUUCUGUCUGAACCGGGCCCGCCUGCAGAUCUACAGGAACCAGCGCCAGUUCCUCUACGACCAGCUGUUGCAUCUCGGAUGCGGUCUCUUUAUUUCCGUGGCAGCCUCUCGUUUCGAUUACUUGGGUCGACAGCCGGACAUGAUCUGCGCGAUGACACCCUUUCAGCUCAAGGUCAACUGUCAGAACCCAACGGACCACUUGACAGAGGUUGGUGUCUUCAUCGCACUAGGUGUCUGCUUUGCGGGUAUCUCUGUUGGCUCCAUGACCUUUGGCAAUGAAAAGAUUGUGUACUGGCGCGAGAAGUCCUCGGGCCUGCUCACGCUCCCAUACUACUUGGCCAAGGUCAUUGCGGACAUUCCUAGGAUCAUCCUUGCAGGAAUCAUGUUCUCCAUCUCGCUCGUCAUCUUCUUCAACCAGCGCUCGAACUACUUUUACCUGCUCUUCAUCAUCAUCAUGCUCUACGCUGUUGCGUUCGCGAUGGGUUACCUGCUGUCGGCGUUGGUACCCCAGAACCGGGUCUCGCUCGUCGGAACAGGAUUUACAUUGGCCUGGGCGAUCGUGUUCUCGGGCGAUGCGCCGGAUCUUGCGGACGUCAUGGCCUCGGCGUCUUCGGGCUAUACGGCCACGAGAUGGCUGUGGAUCAUUUCGGCCCCCAGAUAUGCGAUAGAGGCGAUUUAUCUGCGGGAGGUUCAGGCGCGUCCGUGGGAGGAGAUCAGGACACAGCCUCUGUCUCAUACGUACGAGCUUGGCCAGUUCUGGUGGUGCUUCCAGUCGAUGGCAAUAAUUUUGUUGGGAUGGCAUGUAUUGGCGUUCUUUAGCUUCAAGCUGAAGGAUCGGUCCAAACAGAAGUAGAGAUGGCUGCUCGCGAUGUAUACGGUCGUCCCCUUCUUCAGACCUUUUUCUUUUUGUUUAUACCAGUUCCUAAUUUCUCUCCCAUCAAUCCUAACCUUUUUUCAUGUCUUUAAUGACCCUUUCCUUUCCCCUUACAUACCACUACUCAUUAAUCUCGACCAUAGACAACUGUAGACCACUCUUAAUCUAAUAUCUAACCAUAGACCAUCCUCCAUAGAUCCUAAUCACCUUAUAAUG
Molecule: messenger RNA, 3310 nt
Organism: Gamsiella multidivaricata
Lineage: Eukaryota; Fungi; Mortierellomycota; Mortierellomycetes; Mortierellales; Mortierellaceae
Exons: 6
Coding region: 23-3073 (1016 amino acids)
Cellular component (GO): membrane
Molecular function (GO): ATP hydrolysis activity; ABC-type transporter activity; ATP binding
Source: RefSeq, a predicted model, not a curated record